Molecule: messenger RNA, 3260 nt
Organism: Neogale vison (American mink)
Lineage: Eukaryota; Metazoa; Chordata; Mammalia; Carnivora; Mustelidae
Gene: EXD2
Product: exonuclease 3'-5' domain containing 2
Exons: 9
Coding region: 163-2034 (623 amino acids)
Biological process (GO): nucleobase-containing compound metabolic process
Cellular component (GO): nucleus; cytoplasm
Molecular function (GO): 3'-5' exonuclease activity; nucleic acid binding
Source: RefSeq, a predicted model, not a curated record
GAAGUGGUUUCGGCCCUAGUGGAUCCGGGUGGGUGCGCGCAGGUGGCCGAGGAGGGUUCCAGUUCUUCAGCGUGAGGUGCCGCAGGUGUUCGGCUUAGGUCCCGGGUCGCAGAUUGUGGGAUUAGUGAUAUGCUUUCCUAAACAGCAAAAAAAAAGUUGAAGAUGUCUAGAUACUUAAUGGCUUUGACAGUGACCACCCUCGUCGGUGUGGCCGUUGGGGGGUUUGUCCUGUGGAAAGGCAUCCGGAGGCGGAGGAGUAAAGUGAGCCUUGACACCCACACCGGGCAGCAGCAGCAGCCGCAGCAAGCACCCAGCAGGGGGGAGUCACCCUCCCCGGAAGAGGACCAGCAGUGUUCCAGUGCCCCCCGAGCCUGGUGGGAGGAAAGGAUCCUCGGAGCGAAGGUGGUCACCGUGUCCCAGGAGGAGGAGUGGGAUCAAAUUGAGCCCUUACUUAGGAGUGAGUUACAAGAUUGUCCAGUGCUUGGAAUUGACUGUGAGUGGGUGAAUUCGGAAGGCAAAGCCAGUCCUCUGUCACUCCUUCAAAUGGCCUCCCCAAGCGGCUUCUGUGUCUUGGUUCGCUUGCCAAAGCUGAUCCGUGGAGGAAAAACACUACCGAAAACUUUGUUGGACAUUUUGGCAGAUGGCACUAUUUUAAAAGUUGGAGUCGGAUGUUCAGAAGACGCCAGCAAGCUCCUGCAGGACUACGGCCCCGUGGUUAAGGGGUGUCUGGACCUCCGGUACCUAGCUGUGAGGCAGAGAAACAAUUUGCUCUGUAAUGGGCUAAGCCUGAAAUCACUUGCUGAGACAGUUUUGAACUUUCCGCUUGACAAGUCCCUCCUGCUUCGUUGCAGCAACUGGGAUGCCGAGAAUCUUACUGAGGACCAGGUGAUUUAUGCUGCCAGGGAUGCCCAGAUUUCAGUGGCUCUCUUUCUCCAUCUUCUUGGAUACCCUUUCUCUAGGAAUUCAACUGUAGACGAAAACGAUGACCAUGUGGGUUGGAGAAAGGUCUUGGAAAAUUGCCAGGAUAUGGUAGACAUCCCAUUCCGAAGCAAAGGACUCAGCCGACUGGGGGAAGAGGUUAAUGGGGAAGCAGCAGAAACUCAGCAGAAGCCAAGAAAUAAGAAGUCUAAGACAGAUGGAAUGACGCCAGGCAACCACCAAGGGAAAGACCCCAGAAAGCAUAAAAGAAAGCCCCUGGGGGUGGGCUAUUCGGCCAGAAAAUCCCCUCUGUAUGAUAACUGCUUCCUCCAUGCUCCUGACGGACAGCCUCUCUGCACUUGUGACCGAAGGAAAGCUCAGUGGUACCUGGACAAAGGCAUUGGAGAGCUGGUGAGUGAGGAGCCUUUUGUGGUCAAGCUGCAGUUUGAACCCGCAGGAAGACCUGAAUCUCCAGGAGACUAUUACCUGAUGGUUAAAGAGAACCUGUGUGUAGUCUGUGGCAAGAAAGAUUCGUACAUUCGGAAGAACGUGAUUCCGCACGAGUACCGGAAGCACUUCCCCAUUGAGAUGAAAGACCACAACUCCCACGAUGUGCUGCUGCUCUGUACCUCCUGCCACGCCGUCUCUAACUACUAUGACAACCACCUGAAGCAGCAGCUGGCCAGGGAGUUCCAGGCCCCCAUCGGCUCUGAGGAGGGUCUGCGCCUGCUGGAAGAUCCUGAGCGCCGCCAGGUACGGUCUGGGGCCAGGGCCCUGCUCAACGCGGAGAGCCUGCCCGCUCACCGAAAGGCGGAACUGCUGCAGGCGCUCAGAGAGUUUUACCACACAGACACAGUCACGGAGGAGAUGCUUCAGGAGGCCGCCAGCCUGGAGACAAGGAUUUCUAACGAAAACUACAUUCCUCAUGGGCUGAAGGUGGUGCAGUGCCACAGCCAGGGCGGGCUGCGCUCCCUCAUGCAGCUGGAGAGCCGCUGGCGUCAGCAUUUCCUGGACUCCAUGCAGCCCAAGCACCUGCCCCAGCAGUGGUCAGUGGACCACAACCAUCAGAAGCUGCUCCGGAAAUACGGGGAAGACCUUCCCAUCAAGCUGUCCUGAGAGCUGCUCUCCUCCCAGGAUGGCUGGGAAGCUGAGCCAAGGUGGGAAAGUCACCUCUUCCUGUGUCAUUAAUUGUCAGAGCCUAGUGUCACAACUUGGAAUGCUAACCCACGCCAAUCCCAGGAUGCUUCUGGUGGAGGCGGGCUGUUGCUUCAAGGGGAGCUUACGGUUUUGGAUUUUACUUGGGCAGAGUGAGAAUUCCUUUUGCUUCCCUCUUAUUUUUUGUGGACAAAAGGGCCUUGGCCUUUAUUUUACUUUCCUUCUUUUGCUUCCUGUGCACAGACAGCAGAUGAAGGAUUCUCCCCUGAAGUGACUUGUCAAGACGCUCAGGUUUUUAAUACAUUUCUUCCCUGCCCGGUAUGUUGUUUUUUUCUCAAACAGGGGCAGUCAAGUAUUUUAAUCCCAUUGGGUUAGGACAGGAGAAAUUCUUGCAGAGGUUGGAGGGGUGAACAGGAGUCAGAUUCAUUUCCCCAGUUCAAGCUCAUAAUUAUAAAUUCCUUAACUUCAUGCUCUCCCACAUCUCACCUGGUUGAGAUCCAUCCCAUCUAGGUCACUUCGGUUUAUUUCCAUACUUGAGGAUGCUCCCCUUUACACAGCCAGGACCAAAGCAGCGACUUCCUGCCAUAUGCUUCCACCCUAACACUGGAGGAAAUUCUUUUCUGGAAAUAGGCCUUCUAACUGGGUGGGGCAGAAAGAGGUAGGAGCAUCAUCUCUCAAGAGAACUUUGAUAUUUGCUUUGCUUUCCCUUUCAUGCUGUUUGUUGUCUAUUCAUUGCAACCCUCCUGUCCAGAACUGCAAGGUUUUCUAGCUGAAUCUCCUUCUGAGAGGAAGAUUCUCUACUCUCAGAAUCAGUGUCACGUCCCUUCCGUGUUCUGUGUUCCUUCCGAUUUGUAAUACUGACCUCUUUUCAACACUCAGUUCUCUCUUGGAGUCCUUUGGUCGGGUUGCGUUGGGAGGAUUUCUCCACCUGCUCUCGUGCGUGGGACUCUGAGAUUAAUUCAUAUACUUAGAUGUUCAGAACAGUGGUUUUUCAUCUUUUUAUGUGAAGCUACCACUUUGAGCAUAAAUUAUUAGUGAUUAGCAGUUUUUCUAAAGUUUUUACUUGACAAGAUCGUAACAAACUUAGUGAUUUUAUGGCCAGAAUCCAACAGGAGCUGUUUUGAAAUUGUGCCCAAGUUGGUGACGGUUGCUCUAACACUCAUAAAUAAAACUUCUAAGCACAAAGC